GACCCAGCAAUCCCUCCAUAUUUAAUGUUUCUUCUCUCUCUACCAUUGCAGUAUGGCGCCACCCCUCUCUCUCUCUGCGUUUUUUGUUUUUUUGUUUUUGGCAGUCGAAUGAUGAUGCUGCUCUCUCCUUUAUUAGAGCCCCUUAUUCUUUUCUUUGCUUUUGAGCAACCAUCAAAAUCAUUAAACCCGACGAAACCUCAAAACAGUAGCAAGUACUCAUGCUAAACAAUUCCUGAUGACAGCUCACACCCCUUCAUUUCUCCAACUCAUGGGCCUCAAUCAUGCCCUCCUCAUGGUCUUGCUCCUUCUCUAUACUUCGCAGUUUUCUUUUGCACAACCUGUAAGUAAUUCUUCAAUGCCUUCACCACCAACACCCGAUGAUCAGAAUUCCAAGCAGAAUCAGAAAUUCAAUCCGGCGAUGGCAAUAAUCAUGGUGGUUCUUAUAAGUGCUUUCUUUUUAAUGGGCUUUUUCUCUGUCUACGUCCGACAGUGUGCCGACCGAAGGUUUCGCGGGACUCGCUUUGACCCUGCCGCAUUGGCAGGCGCAGGGCGCGGGUCUUGGAGGGGAUAUCACGGCCUUGAACAGGAGGUCAUCGACACCUUCCCUACUUUCCUUUAUUCUACAGUCAAAGGUCUUAAAAUUGGCGAAGGCUCCCUAGAAUGUGCCGUCUGCUUAAUCGAGUUCGAAGAUGACCAAACGCUGCGUUUGAUUCCGAAGUGCAGCCACGUGUUUCAUCCUGAUUGUAUCGACGCCUGGCUCGCCUCCCAUGUCACCUGCCCGGUUUGCCGCGCCAAUUUGGUUCCAAAACCGGGCGACUUGCCAGUCAAUCCGGUUCUUGUUGCUGACCCGAAUAAUGACUUGGUUGAACCGGAUUGCCACGAUAAUGUCCCUGAUGAGACGCAAAAUGAAGUUCAAGUUCAUAUCGGCAAUGAAAUUACAGGAGAGGGGCGACAACAAAUCACGAGAUCUCCAAAUAUGAAUUUGUCAAGCCCAGUCAACCAAAGCAGGCCACUUCGAUCAUGGUCAACAGGUUGGCGGUUAAAUGCAUUAUUUUCGAGUUCAAAUUCAAUCAACAAUUCAUUGAUUCAAUCGGAAGAGAAUCGCGAACGAUUUACUCUAAGGUUACCGCAAGAGGUUCAUAAUCAGUUGAUAAACUCUCGCUUGAAUCGUACAAAGAGUUGCGGGUCAUUUUCUAGAGCUAUGAGUCCAAGAAGAGGUUACAGGAGCCGAAGUGGAGGUGCUGGAAGAAGCAAGAAUUUCUUUUAUCAUGAACAAUUGGACCAAGAAGGAAAACCGGCUGACCGUUGGGGUUUCACGGUGACCCCACCUUUUAUAUGCAGAACCGGCUCGGUUCCAUCAAGAGAUGAGAGUAGUAGUGAUGGGGUGAAUGCUACUCCACCGAAGAAUUUCCUGAGGUCUGCAAGGUCUUUUAAAUCACCAUUUGAUCGUUUGUUUCUUGGGAUUGACAAUAGCAACAGAAACAGCAACAAUGAUGCUGGUGAACGAUCAUUUCAGCGGCUGAGGCCGGAUAGUCAAGUUUAAAUGCCGGUGAAUAGUUUUGGGGUGUGUGCUGCCCUCGAGAGUUUUAUGUACAUAUAUAUUUAUAUAUUUUUUCUUUU
Populus euphratica (Euphrates poplar) is the source of this 1620-nucleotide messenger RNA. RefSeq names its product RING-H2 finger protein ATL11-like. The transcript has a single exon. NCBI's taxonomy places the organism in Eukaryota, Viridiplantae, Streptophyta, Magnoliopsida, Malpighiales, Salicaceae. Bases 236 to 1543 code for a protein of 435 amino acids. The record is from RefSeq and is a predicted model, not a curated record.